This is a messenger RNA of Dibothriocephalus latus, 261 nucleotides long. NCBI's taxonomy places the organism in Eukaryota, Metazoa, Platyhelminthes, Cestoda, Diphyllobothriidea, Diphyllobothriidae. The record is from the annotation of a GenBank genome assembly.
AUGAUCCAGGCUUCGGGCGGUUUCUUCGUCUACUUUAUCAUCAUGGCUGAGAACGGUUUCUGGCCAUCACGUCUGCUGGGUCUGCGCAAGCAGUGGGACUCCAAGGCAGUCAACGAUGUUGCCGAUUCCUACGGCCAGGAAUGGGUAAGCCGUUUUACAUUCUCUCAGGCACAUACUGCUCCCCCCUCUGGUCCUUAUGAUCGUACGAUGAUAUCCCUUUGUGUCGUCCGUCCUGAUUCAACCCAUCGUUACCAAAGCUAG